Molecule: messenger RNA, 3046 nt
Organism: Ahaetulla prasina
Lineage: Eukaryota; Metazoa; Chordata; Lepidosauria; Squamata; Colubridae
Gene: ARFGAP1
Product: ADP ribosylation factor GTPase activating protein 1
Exons: 13
Coding region: 173-1447 (424 amino acids)
Biological process (GO): regulation of endocytosis; regulation of ARF protein signal transduction
Cellular component (GO): Golgi membrane
Molecular function (GO): GTPase activator activity
Source: RefSeq, a predicted model, not a curated record
CAACGUAAGCCGGUCGUGGCAAAGGCGGCGCCUGCGCAGUGAGAGGCGUUAUAAAAAAAAAAAAAAAGAGCCGGCUGAGAGGUUUCCCCGGCCGGUUGACGGACUGACGGCAAACGGUGGUUCGCUCGCCGACUCCCGAGUAGCCGCUUCGCCCUUUCACCUAGUCGGGACCAUGGCAAGUCCAAGAACAAGGAAAGUCCUUAAAGAAGUCAGAGUGCAGGAUGAAAACAAUGUUUGUUUUGAGUGUGGUGCAUUUAACCCCCAGUGGGUGAGUGUGACCUAUGGAAUCUGGAUCUGUCUGGAGUGCUCAGGAAAACAUAGAGGCUUGGGAGUUCAUCUGAGUUUUGUGCGUUCUGUCACAAUGGACAAAUGGAAAGACAUCGAAUUGGAGAAAAUGAAGGCCGGCGGUAACCUUAAAUACCGAGAGUUUUUAGAGUCUCAAGAUGAUUAUGAUCCUUGCUGGUCGUUGCAAGAGAAGUACAAUAGCAGAGCUGCGGCACUCUUCAGAGAUAAGGUGGCCGUGUUAGCUGAAGGUAAAGACUGGUCCAUUGAAACUUCUCCUGCUCGGAAUUGGAGUCCUCCGCAGCCCAAGGUUGCUUUGUCCUCAGCUCAUCGAAGCUCUGGGGGGCAACCGCAGAAUGCCGGCCCCACUUCUGAUAAAGCAUUUGAAGACUGGUUGAACGACGACGUUGGUUCCUAUCAAAGCGGCCAAGAAAAUCGCUAUGUCGGGUUUGGGAACACAGUCACUCCUCCAAAAAAGGAAGAUGACUUUCUGAACAACGCUAUGUCUUCUCUCUACUCGGGCUGGAGUAGUUUCACAUCUGGGGCAAGCAAGUUCGCUUCGGCAGCUAAAGAGGGUGCUAGCAAGUUUGGAUCUCAAGCAACUCAAAAGGCUUCAGAGUUAGGUCAGAGUUUAAAUGAAAAUGUUCUCAAACCUGCACAGGAAAAGGUGAAAGAUGGAAAAAUUUUGGACGACGUUUCCCAGGGAGUCUCGCAUUUUGCUUCCAAGGUCCAGGGAGUAAGUACUAAAAGCUGGCGAGAUAUGACCACUUUUUUUUCUGGAAAACCAGAUGGGUCCUCUGAAAGGCCUCCGGAUACAGAGAGCUACCAGAACAGCAAAAGCGACGGCUACCAGAACAACACCGCGGAUCAGAGCUUUUGGGAGACCUUCGGCAAUUCAGACCCGCCCAAAACCCACAAGUCCCCGAGCAGCGAUAGCUGGACAUACGUGGACAAUUCGACGGAGAAGAAGAGCUCCGACAGCUGGGAUGUUUGGGGGUCAGGCACCGUUUCCAACAACAAGAACAGUAAUGGCGACAGCUGGGAGAACUGGGAGAGCAACUGGGAGAACGCCGCCGGGGAGGGCAAAGCCAAAAAGACUGCCAAGAAGACCGCAAAAGAACCCACUUCCGCUCCUGAAGAAGAAUGGGACAAUCACAACUGGUAGGACUCGUUCUCUCACCAGCAUAGCGGAAGUCGGGGUGUGUUUGUGUGUGGGGGGAAUAUCACACCUCUGAUGGAAGAAUCUCCCACAUAGCUGGACUAACCAACAUCCUUCAAUGGGAGCCUCUUUAAACCUCGCGCCUGCUGUUCCAUUCUCUUUCCACUUCCUGUUUACAGCCACCGUCGUAACAAAAAAACAAAAAAACAAAACCGUGGGUUUUGCGGAUUCUUGUAAUUACCAUACGAAGAGCCAAGCCGCCGUUCAUGGAAACGACCCGUUGCAUCAGCUAUAUCCUCGCCCGUGGGGUUUGCCCAACGUCCUUAAACCCGAGAAUCUCCCGGAGGAAGCAACUCCAUGCCAGCCUACCAUCCUAGCACAACGUUCGCAUGUGUUGUUUGGCAUACUCGCACAACUUCUUUUGUGGGGGAGGGGGGCGGUCUUCGGCUGAUGUUUCGGAGGACUUCUGGGUAGUCUUGAUACAUGUGGGGGGGAGGUUGGGAGGGCUAUUUUAGCCAAGUAACAUAUUGUGACAGAGAUGGGAUGGCUUGCAAUCGAGCCAAAAUAUAUUAUUUAAGAUAUUGUAGAUGGAUCCAAGUUUAUUUAAGGGUGAUUUUUUUUUUUUGGAAGGACGCUGUCCGCUUAAUAACUUUAAUUACUUAGAAGGAAACAAACAGCAUUUCUAAAAGCUUUUUUUUAAAAAAAAAAAUUCCCACUCUUAGCUUUGGCUGCUUUCAACCGGUGUGUGUAAGAUUCCUCAUCCUUUUUUCUUUUUCCCCUUAAACAUUAAAUUAAAUCCCCUCUAUUCUUUUUCUCCUUUUAAGGUUCCAAACGUUCCUCAAUUUUAGCAUAAUUGCUGGAUACCAAGAGUGAUGGAAAUACAGACGGGAUAGGUGACAGUUUUUCAAAACGGGACAUGCCAAUGUCAAAAGCAAAUGUUUUUUUUAUAACCAAACAAAUAAUUUGGACCUUCGCUCUUAUAAAAUUACGUUCAUAAGAUUCUGCAUUAGAUUUCCAACUUAACUCUUUCCCUUCCGCUCCCCCUGGGCUCGGAAGGAGACGACUGAAAAAUAACCCAAUUGCAAUGUUUAUCAUUCUCAGCUAUGCUGCAUGAAUUUGAGAAGAAGAAGAAGAAGAAGAAGAAAAAAAAUAUCCAGUAUCCUUUUCUACAAGGUCUGAUGUCAAUUCUGUUUUUGAUGCUUGUGAUCAGUUAGAUUGUUUUUUUGUUUUUUUUAAUAAUCUAUGUGUAUUUAAAUACUGCAGUGUUUAAGACCACUAAGACGCAAGAAACACUGAAUCGUGGUAUAAUUGGCUGGAUGUCACAACUAGGCUUUUCAGGAACCAGGAUGAAAAUCUGGUUUCUUUAUCUAAGAAAAACCUUUGGCUUGGCUAAUGAACUGUAUGAUGUCUGAGAAGCUGGAUACUGGAACGUCCAGCUUCUCAGAAUUUAGCUGAAAUCAUCUGCUGUAUAUAACUGUGUGUGUGUGUAUAUAUAUCAGGGCCCAUGGGUGAACACACGGAGAUCAUGAAGUAUUAAUAGUUUCCUACAAUUUUUAUGUAUUGUUCAAUAUGUCAGUAUCUUGUGAAGAAAUAUGAAGUACUUGA